AUGAAUUUCACUUUUUUGUGUUUAGUCAUCACUCAAUACGUUCUGCAUGAUGUAUAUGCGCGUUAUAACAAAGACGUCAUAUGCGUUAUUGAUAAGGGCCAAAAUCCCACAUGUAAAGCGAUACCAUCAUCGAGCCGACGCAAUGCCAAUUUAAGAAACAAUGACGCUAUGCCAACGUACGACCCAUACAUACCGAGGACAAAUGUAAUAUUCUACAAUUGUUCAUCCUCUGAUUGUAAAACAUUCCGACUACAUUCUAUAACGGAAGUUACAUCUCCUGAACUUAUGUUAAAGGUAUGCUUUCUAGAAUCAACCGGGUCAUACGAAUGUGAAACAGUCAGAUACAAUCACCUCAAAAACGUAGACAAACUAUUGUUUUUAAAUAACAACAUAAAGAAUAAAAUAUAUUAUAUUGUCGAUUGUUUAGUUUUUGAAGAUCGAGGUCGUGUAUGUCACCGAAGAAACGGUAAUAAUCCUCAUACAAAAUUAGUCGACACUGGUAGUAUAGUACGACCUAAAGAACCAAACAUCUUGUCUCAGCAUGAAUUUAUAUGCGAAGAAGAUCAGCAAGGGUUAGUUAAUUGCGACAUUAAUCCAUUUAUUCCAUUUGAUAACAAUCUUAAACUUAAACAGUCUAUGAUCACUGACAAUAAUGUGUUGCUGAAAACAGGAAAUUACGUAUUGUCUUUAAAGAAGAACUGCGUCGAUGCAUGGUGCGGAUACAGUGGAAUAAUAUCGCGAUUGUCAGGAAGGCGAUACAGCAGAUAUGAGCCACCAGGCGGUAAAGUGUAUCGGUGCUAUUAUGCUAAAAAACAACAAAUAUGCAAAGAGCUAUACGGCCAAAAGAAAUCCAUCUAUAAUGAACGUGCUUGGUUAAGUACGUAA
Achroia grisella is the source of this 885-nucleotide messenger RNA. RefSeq lists its product as uncharacterized. The record is from RefSeq and is a predicted model, not a curated record. The transcript has 3 exons. NCBI's taxonomy places the organism in Eukaryota, Metazoa, Arthropoda, Insecta, Lepidoptera, Pyralidae. The coding region runs from base 1 to 885 and encodes 294 amino acids.